GCAUCUCCCAUUUGGGAAAAUAAAUCAAAACUCUGUUCUUUGAUCUUAAUGAUAUUACCUUGUUUGUUUUCUAAUAAAAAAAUUAUAAUGACUUAAUAUUCAAAAUAUUAAGCAACCUGUUGGCCCACUUUUUUUUUUUUUUGAAAAUUUAUAUUAUAAUUAAGAUCAACAUGUUUGAUAUUUAAUCCAAGUGCCAAUCCAGUUCAAAAAAACGCAUCUACAUAAAAACAUGGAACCCAUUAAUGCAACACCCAGAUACAAUUCGUUUCUGAAAAGGAAAACAUUUAUAAUCAAGAUAUGGUCAGAUUCUGCUCAAUCUCGUAUUGGUAAGUUGGAAAAUAUGGAAAGGCGUUUGAGGAGAUUCCUCAACACUCUCCUAAAAAUCUGAAAAAUAGAUUAUAACAGACGGAUUGUUCGUGGCGUAUGGCAAACUCUGGAAUACAGAAGAAAGAUAGUGAGAAGAUGGUCGGGGCGAUGAUGGAGGUCGAGGCCCAGAAGUCCAUGUGGUCUAUCUUCCGCCGGCGGAAGCUUCGCAGAGCAAAUUCUCAGUCAAUGGCUUACGGCGAAAAGGAAACCUGGUGGAGAAAAUUGCUGAUGCGCAUGGCUUGUCAGGGCAACAUCAAGCAGUGUGAAUUCUAUAAUGGCCCUGGAGCUGAUCGCCCUGAAUCAUUUUUUUCUGAGGAAAAUGACCUUGCUGAGAGAAAGAGAGGCUACCAGCGAAGUUUGAAAGAUGUCAGUGGUGAGGAUGACCAAGGAAAGCUGUUCAAGAGCAAUGUGGAUUUAGGUACACUUGAAGAACAACUCAUAUCUCUAGGAAUUGGGGGCAUGAGUUCAACCUUUACUGAGAUACUAGAGAGAGCUUUCUUCCCAAGAAUUCUCCCCCCGAACAUGUGCAAGAGGUUGGGUCUCUCACAUGUGAGAGGCAUGCUCUUGUAUGGACCACCUGGAACAGGAAAGACAUUGAUUGCGAGGAAAAUUACUGAGAUUGUGAAUGCUAAAGGACCUUGGAUUUUGCCUGGUCCUGAAAUUUUUUGCAGUUAUAUCGGACAAUCAGAGGACAGACUCAAAAAAAUAUUUGAACUUGCUUUCAAUGACUACAUAAGACACGGAUCAAGGAGUGCUCUGCAUAUAAUCAUCAUUGAUGAGAUUGAUUCAAUUGCUAGGAAACAACGAACAUAUGUGGGGAAUGAUAGUGAUAAAGUGCUGAGACAAUUUUUGUCCCUGAUUGAUAGAUAUAAUUAUUUGAAUAAUGUUUUUAUUAUUGGAACAACGAGUCGGAGGGACCUCAUUGACGAAGCAUUGCUAAGGCCAGGUCGAUUAGAUCUCCAACAGGAAGUAAACUUUCCCAAUGAGAGAGGUCGGGCACAAAUUCUCAAAGUGCAUUCAAGCGAACUACAGAAACAAGGAAUCCUUCAAUCGGAUUUCGACUUUGGGAAAUUUGCUUCAAUGACUGAAAAUUGGAGUGGUGCACAAUUGGAAUCACUUGUUAGAAGAGCCCUCUCAAGGGCCAUAGUUAGGGCCAGCGAUGGUUUACAAAACUUGGAUGAGGAAAAGCUCAAAGUCACUGAAGAAGAUUUCUUGAUUUCUAUGGAAGACGUGAAACUUGGUAGAUAGGACUACAACCCUUAGUAUGCUAUCUACUAAAAUGGAAACGAAACUCUGCUUUCUUCCCUUUUCAAUAUCUAAUGCUAUGCAAACUACUUUAGAAUAUAUUUUUGGUCGUAGUUUGGCUGUGCUGGUAUGUAAUUAAAAUAUGAUUUAUAUAUGGAUGUGCUUAUUCCAUCUCAUCUAGGGAAGAUUGUAAUUCUGGAGAUUUAAGUGUUCUGUUGCAGUGGUGCAACAUCGAGUAUGCGAUUUGUUGAUUCCUUAUGAAAUUGUUUUUGGUUUUUUUUGGGUGCACCAAA
Malania oleifera is the source of this 1904-nucleotide messenger RNA. RefSeq names its product vesicular-fusion protein sec18-like. The transcript is spliced from 10 exons. Gene Ontology annotation, cellular component: Golgi stack. Gene Ontology annotation, biological process: SNARE complex disassembly; Golgi to plasma membrane protein transport; intra-Golgi vesicle-mediated transport. Gene Ontology annotation, molecular function: ATP hydrolysis activity; ATP binding. Bases 424 to 1614 code for a protein of 396 amino acids. The record is from RefSeq and is a predicted model, not a curated record. NCBI's taxonomy places the organism in Eukaryota, Viridiplantae, Streptophyta, Magnoliopsida, Santalales, Ximeniaceae.